This is a messenger RNA of Amoebophrya sp. A120, 1005 nucleotides long. The record is from the annotation of a GenBank genome assembly. Lineage: Eukaryota; Dinophyceae; Syndiniales; Amoebophryaceae.
CUCCGAUACAAUUGCCGGCGUACGGGAUGUUAUUCAGCUUGAUUCUGGAGUCGAAAACGUUAAAAAACCUUCUAAAAUGGACUUCGGGUCGGGAAAGCUGGAUGGUAUCCUGUCCUUUUGGCCUUUGCUGGAGGAAGCUGCGGCGUGGUUGCGGGGCUGGUGCCCGUGAGCAGUGCUGCACGUGCGGGAGGUUUAGGAGCUACGGAGGAUGAUUGUGGCGAGGUGUAGGUGAAGUAAGGUGUUUUUUUUUGAAUGUCCGAGUUUCUCUUAGCUAUGGUUUAGUGCAGUUAAAAGUCAAGCUUUCUUCUGCUUGCCUUUUUUUCCUUCCUUUUUCUCUCCCACCGGUCUGAUCGAUUAAUUGUUAGAUAGCGCGAUCUCUCUAUUAACUCCAUCUCUCGCAACAGGAUCUAAAAUUCAACAAAUUGACUCUACAACUUUCAGGCUAUCUUGUCCAGGAGGCUACCAGGAGCUGUUGCUCCAUUUUUCUGGAUCUUUGUUAGACCGUACGUAACGCCUGGCUCGCAUGCUAUGAUGGAUUUUUUAACUUGAAGAGGGUAUGAAAUUUGUCUCAGAACUGCCAUUUUUCUGCUACUUUAACAGCUCGCCUUGUCCCCUCCUAAACGUAGAUUCUUGAUUUGAAUUAUUUUACUUGCUAGUCGAAGUGCUUUUAAGUUUAACUUACUUUGUUUACAGUUGCUUCAUGAGAUCUUUUUUCCUAGGUUUACUACAGGUACUUUGGUUCUUAGCGCGUAUAGUUAUUGUUAUGCCUGCUCUACAGUUUAGUUCUAACCGGUAGGUUUUUUGUUGCUAUUUAUUAAGCUUUUUUCCUUCUUUUCCAUUGCCAUUGCUAUCUCGCCACUGCCAUUGCUGACUUCGCGGCCAUACCUUCGCAGGUGGUUCGCGCAUUUUUUGAAACUUAGUAUGCGUGGUCAAGAUAUAGCUCAUGAAUAGCUCCAGCUGCACUCUUAAAGUUCUGGAACGCCGCCCCGCAGCCAAGCCAAGCCA